Trichobilharzia szidati is the source of this 1444-nucleotide messenger RNA. The record is from the annotation of a GenBank genome assembly. Lineage: Eukaryota; Metazoa; Platyhelminthes; Trematoda; Strigeidida; Schistosomatidae.
AUGGAACAGGCUCUGCAAUAUCGUAAAGCUUCUGGACGUAGUAUGAGUUCUGGUCUAUUAUAUGUGGUUAUUGAACAGGCGCAUAAUCUACCUUGCGUAAAACAACUUCAAGAACCAUCACCAUUUUGUAAUCUACAUUUGGGACGUGAUUAUCAAUCGAAUGAUGUAAAGGAGAAAACACAAAAUCCUGUUUGGAAUUCUGUUCAUCACUUUCUUGUUAGUGAUCCUAAUGUCGACAUUCUACAAUUGAUUAUUCGAGACAAUCGAACCGAAACAAAAUUAGGCGCUUGCAAUAUCCCGCUUAAGAUGUUAUUAACACAGAAGAAUAUGUCUGUUACACGACCAUUCACUCUACAAGAUACAGGUCGUGAAACAUCAACUAUUUAUUUACAUUUACAAUUAUUGGUUUUACUUCCUGGACAACGACAAAGUGCCAAUAGUUAUAUUAAUACAGAUAUAAAAAGUGGUCAGUCUACUGAAGGACAUCAGCAGAAGCCAAUUGCUGCUGCCGCUGCUACUACUCCAAUUAAUAAGUCUGAUGAAGUAUCUGUGGAGAAUGAAGACAUGGCUGUUAGACAACGUAAAUCUGAGAAUGAUGAUAUGGUUUCUUCAACAGAAUCCUUAUCAACCAACUUCAGUGUACAGUCAGCUCAACAACAGAUGACGAAUCAUCUUAGCGGCAGUAUGCAACAAAUAAGCAAUUCAUCUUUGGGACGUAUACGCCUAACUAUUCAAUAUCAUACCAAUUCAAAUUCUUUAGAAGUAACAGUACACGAAGCUCAGCAUUUAACUGGUGUUGAUAAAGAUGGAUUGUCUGAUCCAUACGUAAAACUUUAUCUAUUGGAUUUGCAUGGAAAUGUGGUCAGUGAUUCAAAGAAGACAAAAACACUGAAAGAUAAUUUAAAUCCAGUAUACGAAGAAAAUUUCCAAUUUCCAGUUGAAGCUGAACACCUUCCUCUGACUAUUUUAAGGCUUGAUGUAAAAAAUCAUGUGGGUCGAUUUACACGUAGUGGGAAAACACAUUUUAUGGGAACUGUGUGUAUAAAUCUUAUUGAUUCUGUAGACGGAAAUGCUGAGACAAAAUGGUACGAUCUAGCCUCACCUACUUUCCGCUAAUAAAGGAGUCAUCAGCUGUUUCACCUGUAAUACGCGAACCUCUAUUUCCUUCCUACUUACUCAUUGUCAUUCAUUCAUUAAUACAGCUAGAUAUUUGUUGAUAUUCUAAAAUCAAUUUAUGCGCGCCUGCUUUCUAGCAUCUAAUAUAUUUAUAUAUAUGUCUCUCACACAGUUACUCCUUCCUUUCAUCGACAUCUGCUGAUGUAAAACCUCUAUAGACUCCAUUAAUUGACACUUGCUUUUCAUGUGUUGUUUUCUUUCCAUCUGCCAAUAAUUGUGUGUAUUUAUUAUAUUUGCCAUAUUAAUAAAAAGAAGUAUCCUUAAAUAA